CGGCUUCCGUCGAUGACCGAGCAAGAUGGCAGCUUCCGAGACGGUUAGGCUACGGCUUCAAUUUGAUUACCCGCCGCCAGCUACCCCGCACUGCACGGUCUUCUGGCUUCUAGUGGAUUUGAACAGAUGCCGAUUUGUCACGGAUCUCAUUAGUCUCAUCCGACAGCGCUUCGGCUUCAGUUCUGGGGCCCUCCUCGGCCUUUACCUGGAAGGGGGGCUCUUGCCCCCAGCGGAGAGCGCGCGCCUGGUGAGAGACAACGAUUGCCUCAGAGUUAAAUUAGAAGAGAGAGGAGUUGCUGAGAAUUCUCUCAUAAUCAGUAAUGGUGACAGUACUCAUCUAUCACCCAGGAAAGCAAAGAAGCGGGCGUUUAAGUUAGAGGAGGAUGAAGAAACUGAAGUAGGUUACAGAUACUCCAAGAAACAAUGGAAGAGGCAAGAGAACAAUAGCAAUCUUGAGAAGGCCUUGGAUCUGGAGCCAAAAGCUAUUACAGAUCAGACCGUGAGGAAAAAAAGUAAGCGAAAAAACAAAGCAACGUGCGGCGUAGUGGAUAAUGAUGAUGAAGAGACCAAAAGAAAAUCACCAAAGAAAAAGGAGAAGUGUGAAUAUAAAAAAAAGACUAAGACUGCCAAGUCUGCACAAAUGCAAGUGGUGAAAGAGCAGACCGCCCAGAGCAAUCCUCCCAAAGGUUCUGUCAAAAACAGCCUGGUGAAAGCCAGAAAGAAAGGGGGUGUAGGCAUUUGUUCAAAAGAUAGUCCCACUUCCUCCUCCGAGUCUGAGUACAACGACGACUCCAAUGAUGAUCUCAGCAAUGUCACCUUGGAGACCAGAAAUUCUUCACAGAAAAUCCCAACUGAGUUAUCAAAGGCAGGAGCCUCUACAAAAAUGACAGCUGCGAACAAACUGGCUACCAAAGCGGGCUUUACCCCCAGCCAGGACAAAAUCUCGGGAACAUCUUCUAGUUCAGACUCUAUUUCCGAGUCAGAUGACCAGUGUGUGGUAUCAAAGGGCACCCCAGAGAGUACUGCGAGUUUCUUAAAGACCAUAGGCCUCUUUGCCGGAAGAGGUUGUCCAGGUCCAGGGCUGUUAUCACAGUCUCCAAUUGCUGCUAGAUGGAAGAAUUCUGACUCAAAUGCUACCAAGCAGGCUCCUGGUCCUCCCAAUGUUUCUCUCCCCAUUACUUUAGGGAGAGGAUGGGGUAGAGGAGAGGACCUUCUCUCUUGGAAGGGAGCAAGGGGUCGGGGCAUGCGGGGGAGAGGUCGAGGACAAGGGCCUGCCUUUUCUGGUGUUUUAAAUAGAAAUGCUGAGUACCAGAAGCAGCAGCAGUUAAGUGAAAUAGUAACCAACUCGUCCACUGUUAUCCAGAAUCCAGUGGAGACACACAAGAAGGACUAUACUCUGUUACCGCUGUUGGCAGCUGCCCCUCAAGUUGGAGAGAAGAUCGCAUUUAAGCUUUUGGAACUUACAUCCGAUUACUCUCCUGAUGUCUCCGACUAUAAGGAAGGAAAAAUACUAAGCCACAAUCCAGAGACCCAGCAAAUAGACAUCGAAAUCCUUUCAUCCUUACCCGCCUUGAAAGAACCUGGGAAAUUUGAUUUGGUUUAUCACAAUGAAAAUGGAACCGAGGUAGUGGAGUAUGCUGUGACGCAGGAGAAGACGAUCACUGUUUUCUGGAGAGAGUUGAUUGAUCCAAGGCUGAUUAUUGAAUCUCCAAGUAAAACAUAGAACUUGCCUGAGUAUGAGCUCUCCAUCUCAUAGUAUAUAUAAAUGUUUGUUUAUGAAAGUGACUAUAACCUUACCUUUUUUUUUUAAAAGAGGAUUUGAAAGUUGUAUGGUUUUUGUUAUCUUCACUUUACUACAUAGGAAAAUCUACCUCAUCAUUUUAGAUGACAUGGGUAUUGGUUUUAUAGACAUUUUUUCAGGUUUAAUUUCGGUUUCAAAAAUUUAAGACAUGACAUUCCCUGCAGGUGUUGCUAGAUACCAACAUACAUGGUUUCUUCUCCUCUUUUACAUCUUCGACCAUCAAGUAGUGAUCGUCCGUGGCCGUUUGUAAUACCAAGUACAAGAGCGUGCUGCAUAUCUUGUCUCAAUACGUUUUAUUAAGUAACAUUUUACAACAUGAACGUGUGUUACUUGACCCAAUUUUUUAACAUUAGAGUUCUGUUAAAUGGAACAUCUUAGAAAUUUCAAGUAUUUUAUACUUGGCAGUUGUUAAGAAUUAAACAGGUAGUUGGACUUGUUGUAAGCAAUGAGUUAGGGAAUCCUUUCACAUUUUUCCUAACUUUAAAAUUAAGGAUUCUCAGGGCCCUGUGUAGAGCAGUGAAGGUGAGACCUUGUGCGAGUGCCUGAAGAACUGGUGUUCCACUUGGGUGAGGGGAUUGGCUGUGAGCUUCAGGCCAGGGAAUGUGUCAUCCUGCUACAUGACGCAGCGCACCUGGCCGAGUAUGCUGGAGUUAGGAUCUCGAACAGAAACUUCUUUUUCUGUUACUAUUCGAUACAAAGCUAAAGUGGCUAAAUAUAUACUGUGAAAAUUGCUUUCUUUUAACAAAAGAUCAUAUCCCUCCUUCAGCUUUGCAAAUUUUUAAAUAAAACCUUAUUGAACUAAA
Molecule: messenger RNA, 2604 nt
Organism: Otolemur garnettii (small-eared galago)
Lineage: Eukaryota; Metazoa; Chordata; Mammalia; Primates; Galagidae
Gene: COIL
Product: coilin
Exons: 7
Coding region: 26-1723 (565 amino acids)
Biological process (GO): spliceosomal snRNP assembly
Cellular component (GO): Cajal body
Molecular function (GO): U1 snRNA binding; U2 snRNA binding
Source: RefSeq, a predicted model, not a curated record